AAGGACAAACCGCCUUUGUGUCAACACAGACUUCAGGGUGAAACUUUUCUACGAACGUCUUCCCGUUUGCUUGUUGUCCAGAAAAGCUGAAAAGACUCGCGCAGCCCAGCCAGGAGACGCCAAAUAGUCGUGGAAAUUACACAACACUUGCAGACUCGUCCUCUGAAGAAAAGAUGGCCAGCAAAGGAUCAAUUUCACCUGAAGAGAUGGAGGAGCUGCGGGAGGCCUUCAGCAAAGUCGAUCUGGACUGUAAUGGCUACAUCAGCACAGAUGAGCUGAACGAGCUGUUUAAAGUGGCCAAUCUUCCUCUGCCGGGAUACCGAGUUCGUGAAAUCAUCCAGGAGCUCAGUCAAACCAUGGACCAAGACAAGGACGGCAAGAUCACAUUCGACGAGUUUGUAAAGGUCUUUCAUGGGCUGAAGAGCUCAGAUGUGGCCAAAACCUUCCGCAAGGCCAUCAACAAGAAGGAGGGGAUCUGUGCUAUAGCAGGAACCUCGGAACAAUCAGGCACACAGCAUUCAUACUCAGAGGAGGAGAAGGUGGCGUUUGUAAACUGGGUCAACAAGGCCUUGGAGAAAGACCCAGACUGCCAACACGUCCUUCCCAUGGACCCAAGCACAAAUGACCUGUUCACAGCUGUGGGAGACGGCAUUGUACUCUGUAAAAUGAUCAACUUGUCUGUCCCUGACACCAUCGAUGAGAGAACCAUCAAUAAAAAGAAGCUUACACCUUUCACCAUCCAGGAGAAUCUAAACCUGGCCCUGAACUCAUCCUCAGCUAUUGGUUGCCAUGUUGUGAAUAUCGGAGCAGAGGACCUGAAGGAAGGCAGGCAACAUUUGGUUCUUGGUCUUCUGUGGCAGAUCAUCAAAAUCGGCCUGUUAGCCGAUAUUGAGAUAAGCAGGAACGAAGCCUUGAUUGCUUUGCUGAGGGACGGUGAGAGUCUAGAGGAUCUGAUGAAGCUUUCCCCUGAAGAACUGCUCCUGCGAUGGGCAAACUACCAUCUGGAGCAGGCUGGCUGCCAAAAAAUUAACAAUUUCAGCUCUGAUAUUAAGGAUUCCAAAGCUUACUACAACAUCCUGAACCAGGUGGCUCCCAAAGGAGAUGAAGAAGGCAUCCCUCCCAUCCCUAUCGACAUGUCUGGACUGAGGGAAAAGGAUGACCUGAAAAGAGCAGAGUCCAUGCUGGAGCAGGCCGAUCGCCUUGGCUGCCGUCAGUUUGUCACAGCGAAUGAUGUUGUGCGAGGAAAUCCUAAGCUUAACCUGGCCUAUGUGGCCAACCUUUUUAACAAAUAUCCUGCUCUGAAGAAGCCCGAGAACCAGGACAUUGACUGGAGCUCCAUCGAGGGCGAGACCAGGGAGGAACGCACUUUCCGUAACUGGAUGAACUCCCUUGGGGUCAAUCCUCGUAUCAACCAUCUCUACGCGGACCUGGCUGAUGCUCUGGUCAUCUUCCAGCUCUAUGAGAAGAUCAAAGUGCCUGUAGAUUGGGACAGAGUGAACAAGCCUCCGUAUCCCAAACUCGGCAGCAACAUGAAAAAGCUGGAGAACUGUAACUAUGCAGUGGAACUGGGGAAGAAAGAGGCGAAGUUUUCUCUGGUGGGUAUCGCUGGGCAGGACCUGAAUGAAGGCAACCGCACACUCACGCUCGCUCUGCUCUGGCAACUCAUGAGGAGGUAUACCCUGAACAUCCUGGAAGAUCUUGGAGAUGGGCAGAAGGUCACCGAUGACACCAUCGUCCAGUGGGUGAAUGACAUGCUCAGGCAAGCUGGAAAGAACACCAUCUCAGGUUUCAAGGAUGGAUCCAUAAGCAGUAGCUUGCCGGUGCUGGACCUCAUCGAUGCCAUCCAGCCAGGAUCGAUUCGCUAUGAUUUGCUCAAGACUGAAGAUCUUACUGAUGAAGAGAAACUCAACAAUGCAAAGUACGCCAUCUCCAUGGCCAGGAAGAUCGGAGCUCGAGUUUAUGCACUUCCUGAAGAUUUAGUGGAAGUCAAGCCCAAGAUGGUGAUGACGGUUUUUGCCUGCCUCAUGGCCCGAGGAAUGAAGAGGGUUUAGCGCGAGGAGCUAACCGAGGGAAAGAAAGUUCUUUUCUUGUCUGCUUACUAUUUUACAAUUUUUUUGCGUGCAGAUUGCAGGACUGACUAGACCAACCAGUGUUCUUUUUCUCGCUAAUAUUACCUUUAUCCAAUGUCCAAAACAUUCUUACCUAGCGUAACAGAGAUGUAUUAGUGAUCUAGAGAAGCAUAAAACCGUUUCAUGCACUCCCUGUACCAAUCAUGAGGUGAUGUGUUUAAUGCACAGGCUAAUGUUUUGAAAUCAGGAAUAAAUAAAGCUGAUAGUUUUCUAUUAAAA
Messenger RNA from Ictalurus furcatus (blue catfish), 2348 nucleotides. RefSeq names its product lymphocyte cytosolic protein 1 (L-plastin) (gene lcp1). Bases 174 to 2051 code for a protein of 625 amino acids. NCBI's taxonomy places the organism in Eukaryota, Metazoa, Chordata, Actinopteri, Siluriformes, Ictaluridae. The transcript has 16 exons. Gene Ontology annotation, molecular function: actin filament binding; calcium ion binding. The record is from RefSeq and is a predicted model, not a curated record. Gene Ontology annotation, cellular component: cytoplasm; actin filament bundle; actin filament. Gene Ontology annotation, biological process: actin filament bundle assembly; actin filament network formation.